AUGCCGUCGCUCUGUGGUGGCUCAAAGACUGUUCAGCGCAAGCUGGUUCUUGUCGGCGAUGGUGCAUGCGGAAAGACCUCACUGCUGAAUGUCUUCACAAGAGGCUACUUCCCGACAGUUUACGAACCAACCGUCUUUGAGAACUAUGUACAUGACAUUUUUGUCGACAACGUACACAUUGAGCUUUCCCUCUGGGACACGGCCGGACAAGAAGAAUUCGACCGAUUACGCAGUCUUUCAUACGACAACACAGAUGUCGUGGUGCUCUGCUUCAGCGUAGACAGCGAGUCCUCGCUAGAAAACGUCAAGGACAAGUGGGUUGGCGAGAUCCAAGAGAAUUGCCCGACGGCCAAGCUGGUGCUGGUGGCCCUGAAGUGCGAUUUGCGGGAGAACACAGACGAGGAGGACGCCCCGGCUAAUGGCCGUGAGAAGCGCCCCCCGAUCGACUACGACACCGGCCUCCGAUCCGCACGCGAAAUCAAGGCAAUGCGAUAUCUCGAAUGCUCUGCCAUGCGCAAUCGUGGAGUCAACGAGGCCUUCACCGAGGCAGCCAGAGUCGCGCUGACCAUGAAACCAGCCGGUGAACAGGACUCAAAGUGCGCCAUCAUGUAA
This is a messenger RNA of Pseudomassariella vexata, 612 nucleotides long. RefSeq names its product rho3 protein-like protein. The record is from RefSeq and is a predicted model, not a curated record. The transcript is spliced from 3 exons. NCBI's taxonomy places the organism in Eukaryota, Fungi, Ascomycota, Sordariomycetes, Amphisphaeriales, Pseudomassariaceae. Gene Ontology annotation, molecular function: GTPase activity; GTP binding. The coding region runs from base 1 to 612 and encodes 203 amino acids. Gene Ontology annotation, biological process: small GTPase-mediated signal transduction.